This is a messenger RNA of Phlebotomus papatasi, 2400 nucleotides long. RefSeq names its product proteoglycan 4. NCBI's taxonomy places the organism in Eukaryota, Metazoa, Arthropoda, Insecta, Diptera, Psychodidae. The record is from RefSeq and is a predicted model, not a curated record. The transcript is spliced from 2 exons. Bases 388 to 2109 code for a protein of 573 amino acids.
AAGUCUCCGUCAAAAAAUUGUCGACGCCAUUUUACUAUUUUGAUGUUGCUAGCGUUGGUUCAAUUGUAAAUUUUACAUAAAUUCACUGGUAAUUCAGUGUUAAAAGGUGAAAAAAGACAUUGUAAAUUGGUGUUGUGAACUUGAUAAAGUCUACUACAGCUGUAUUGUGGAGUUUCUGGUGAAAACCUUGUGGUUGCUUGAUAAGGUGAAAAUCCUGUGGGAAAGCUGUAAAAUGUUGUCCAAGUGGAUUUGGGCUAGGGUGUAGUGAAAAACACUCAGUUGGUUGGUAAGGAAAGGUAGUGAAAGACAAACAAAAAUAGGUUUUUGCAAGUAGUUUUCUGGGGCACAAUUUGAGAGACAUCACAGAGAAAAGGGGGAUUCAGUGAAAUGGGUCGUCCGAGAAAAAAUGCCGUACAGACAAAAGAUACCACGACGACGGCGUCUAAAGGUAAGGCAAAGGAACCCGAGGAGGAGACUGAAAAUCUCUCCUUGACGCUAACACGAUCGCGUCGGACGCCCAAGCCAAAUCCUAAAUAUCAGAAUGACGUGAUUUUGCCUUUUUCAUCGAGAAUUGUCACGGGGGACAGUAGUCGUUCGACGACACCGGCAAAAUCGGAAACAAGUGAAGAAGUUGUUCCACUGUCAGAUGAGGAUGAUGAGGAUUUGACAAAAACGGGCAGUGGUAAGAAACGUGGACGUCCGCCGAAGAAAACAGCUCAAGUGACAUCACCUGCUGUAGCUCCAGAGCCAGCUGCUAAGAAGGUGCCACCGCCACAGCCGAAAGGGCCAGAGAAGAAAGACACUCCGAGGCGUCUUCCUGAUCGAAGUGCAAAGCAACAGACACCUCCGGAAGCUCCAGUACAGAAGAGAAAACGCGAAGAGGAGACCAAUGAGGUGACCAAGAAAAAAGUUAAAAGUGUAGAGGAGAAAAAAAGUACACCAAUCCUGACCAAGACUCAGCAGCAGCAGCAGCCUGUGCGGUCGGUUGAGAAGAAAUCUGUACCUGGAGGUAAGAAUCCAUCUCCGACAAAGGGGGAUAUCGUGGACGUGGCUGGAACGCGUGAAAAUGUAAAGAUUGUCGAUGUUUCGGAGAUUCUAAAGAAAAAACAUGAAGUUGUGGUUGAAGAGCCCAAUAAGAGAAUUCGUAAAUGUCCUCCGGAAGUAUCACCAAGACCUCCACCACUCUACAGUUCCAAAAUUCUCAGUCAAUCCCAAAAGGUGUCCCCAUCCUCCAGGCCACAGCAAGCGGUGACGCCAACAAUUAGGCCCAAGAUCUCUCCCAAAGCACCGCUGAAGCUCAGUCCGCCAGGACCGCGUCAGCUCAAUAGCAAUGGCAAGUUCAAUAUCAACAAUGUGGCCAGGCAUUUUGUUGCCGUGACCCCACCAAAAUGCCCGGUAAUUGAUCUAACACGAUCUGGGGAUUCUCUGGAGAGCCCACAGAGACCCAAAAAACCCCUCAUGCAACCCCUAAAUCCCAUCCGGAAAUCCAUACAGCGUCCUAUGACAGUUCCGGCUCCACUGCGUCCCCUCAGUCAGCAGAAGAAACCAACGAUUCUCAGUUCAGUGAAAGUGCCAGUGAUGAAGAAGAAACCCGUCAUCACACCAUUGCCACCGGCAAAAACUCCCCCAGGGCAGCCAGUGCUACCCUCCCAAAAGAAGCGUGAGGUGAUGACAAUUGAAAAGUGGAAUGUGGUGCAAUUGCCGAUGGAAAAACUUCCGGAUGUGGCACCAAAAGUCAGCCUGGGCAUGACACUGAAGGAGUUGGAGGAUCAAAUAAAAGAUAUCCAAUUGCCGACUGAGGCAUGGAAUCACAAUGUCCCAGAUGACUAUACUGAGCCACCUACCACAAUCGCCUUUCAGCGUAUGGUGCCAGGAGCAUCAGCAGAUGAUCCUUCUGCUGAUGCUGCCGAUGAAGCACCAUCUAAGUUUGAUCGAUCCGUAACAUUCAAGGACAUGGAGAUUGUGAUUGAGAUUGAGGGUAGUGAGGUGACUCUUGUAGGUGCCCCAGAUACCCUAACAACUGUCUCAGAUGUACAAACACUCCUGCAGAUUGUCAAUGAUCUGACACUGAAAAAUUCAUGCGUGGAGGAAGUUACGGUGGUGUUAUAACGCGAAGAGGAUUUCACCUUCUAAAAGAUGUACAUAAAUCCUUGGGAUAUAUUGCUCCUUUUUGCCGUUUUUCCCUCCCUUUUAAAAAAAAAAAACAUUUAAUUUUUCCUUUUUAAAAAGCUCCUUUUACAUCUCUAAAAUACAACAACAAAAAAAACCAUUUGUACAAGGACACAAUCCAUCGAGGAUCAGGAUGAUUGUAGUCGAGCUGACGGUGUAUGAAGAAACAAAAAAAACUUUGGAUUUACACAGACACAUCUUUCAUUUUAAAUAAAUCAUUAUUAGUAAGAA